CCUACAGGUGACUGGUGUUCUCAGCAUGACUCUCCAGGCUCCAAUGCAUGCCAGUAGGUUUCUGGUUGCUAAAUGGGAGCCCCCAUCAGAGAGCUUCAUGGACUAGAGGAAGGAAGAUGGAAUCUGGCUGGAUGGCUGAACACAGGGCAGUUUUGCUUGCAGCCAUGUAGCAAGGAGCAAGGAUCCAUGAGAGAGUGGAAAAAGAUCCCCAGGACCCAUGACUUCUACCACGCCCUCCCUCCAGCUGCGUCUCCCAUAUCCAUCCCUCCCCCAUUUUGUGAGGAUGAGUGUUUGAUUUGAAACAGGAUGACAGAGGCUGACAUGGGCCACUUAAAGUUCAGGUUAUAACCUCAGGUGCAUCUUCUGAGCCUGGCCUGAUCUCUGCCCCGCCCCAACCUUGAACCACUGCCAAUCCUCGUUCCUCAGCUGCUUUUCCUUAGUGUGCAUAUAACGUAUUGACCCAAAGCACAACUCAAAGGUAGGAACCUCCAGACACUAAGGAGGCAUUGUGCACCCAUUUCUUCCGGUCUGUCCUUCAUGCAUGCUGCAUUCCAAAUCAAGAGCCUGAAGACAGUCAGAGCUUUAGCGACGUUCAUCUUCAUUUUUCUGUCCUUGUGGACUCCUCUGGUGAUGAGCAGGGAGGAAGGUGGUGCUGGGAGUGAGGAAGGAGUUGGGAAGCAAUGUCAUCGCAGCCUGCCUCCCCGCUGCCCCUCUGGAUCCCCCAGUACACAGCACUGGAUACAGCCUGACCAGAGCCAGCUGUUUGCAGACCUGAGCCGAGAAGAGCUGACAGCUGUGAUGAGCUUCCUGACCCAGAAGCUGGGGCCAGACCUGGUGGAUGCAGCCCAGGCCCGACCCUCAGACAACUGCGUCUUCUCGGUAGAGCUGCAGCUGCCCCCAAAGGUGGCAGCCCUGGCCCACCUGGACAGGGGGAGCCCCCCACCUGCCCGGGAGGCUCUGGCCAUCGUCUUCUUUGGCAGACAACCCCAGCCCAAUGUGACUGAGCUGGUGGUGGGGCUGCUGCCCCAGCCCUCCUACAUGCGGGAUGUGACCGUGGAGCGUCAUGGGGGCCCCCUGCCCUAUUACCGACGCCCUGUGCUUCUCCAAGAGUUCCUGGACAUAGACCAGAUGAUCUUUGACAGAGAGCUGCCCCAGGCUGCUGGUGUCCUUCACCACUGCUGCUCCUACAAACAAGGAGGAAGGAACUUGGUGAUGUCAGGACUGGAGAACUGGGUCUGGGCUGAGGACAUGGCUUUUGCCCCCACGGCGAUACCCUGGAGCCCAGAGCACCAGACACAGAGGCUGCAGGUGACGCGGAAGCAGCUGGAGACGGAGGAGCAGGCCGCCUUCCCCCUGGGAGGGGCCUCCCCUCGCUAUCUGUACCUGGCCAGCAAGCAGAACAACAAGUGGGGGCACCCUCGGGGCUACCGCAUCCAGAUGAUCGGCGCUCCUGGGGAGCCACUACCCCAGAGCAGCCCUUUGGAGAGAGCCGUCAGCUGGGGGAGGUACCAGCUGGCUGUGACCCAGAGGAAGGAGACAGAGCCCAGCAGCUCCAGCAUCUUCAAUCAGAAUGACCCCUGGACUCCCACCGUGGACUUUGCUGACUUCAUCAACAAUGAGACCAUUGCUGGAAAGGACUUGGUGGCCUGGGUGACAACCGGUUUCCUGCACAUCCCACAUGCAGAGGACAUUCCCAACACUGUGACAGUGGGGAACAGUGGGGGGCUCAUUCUGAGACCCUACAACUUCUUUGAUGAGGACCCCUCCAUCAAUUCUGCUGACUCCAUCUACUUCCGGGAAGACCAGGAUGCUGGGUCCUGUGAGGUCAACUCCCUGGCUUGCCUGCCCCAGGUUGCUGCCUGUGCCCCUGACCUCCCUGCCUUCUCCCACGGGGGCUUCUCCCCCUAGGUGUUCCCUGGGAUGGGGAAGGUGGCUGGGGCCCCAUGGCCAGGGAAUGUGGGGAGAAGAAGGGCUGGGAACUGGGGAGUCUGUGCCCUCGUCUUCCUCUUCACCCUCCAGGGUCCUUUCCCUUGCCUUCCCCUCCCUGCUGGCAGCAUCCUGAGUCUCUGCUGCCUGAGACAGGGGCUUCUCAGCUCU
Dama dama (fallow deer) is the source of this 2097-nucleotide messenger RNA. Its product is annotated as primary amine oxidase, liver isozyme-like. Gene Ontology annotation, biological process: amine metabolic process; response to antibiotic. Gene Ontology annotation, molecular function: primary methylamine oxidase activity; copper ion binding; quinone binding. The coding region runs from base 538 to 1908 and encodes 456 amino acids. The transcript has 4 exons. The record is from RefSeq and is a predicted model, not a curated record. Gene Ontology annotation, cellular component: early endosome; endoplasmic reticulum; Golgi apparatus. Lineage: Eukaryota; Metazoa; Chordata; Mammalia; Artiodactyla; Cervidae.